AUGGGUGAGAGAUAUAUCAGCGAUCCGGUUGUUUACAACCACUUUCCUAAUGGAUUUAGAGGAGCGAACCACGCAACACGCAUGCAAAUAUAUGGUAGUCCAGUUCCAUACCGUCCUGGUAUUGAAACGGUUUUAGGACGACUACUAUCAACAUAUGUGAACAUGUGGGGUAUACACCCAUCACAACUACUUCCUCGUGCUCUGACUGAGGAACUAAGUCUAGUAAGAGUAGGGGACAGGCAGUUUCCACAAUCUGGCUGGAGCUCAGACCGAAGAGGGUCCUUCCAAACAGCUUUCGUUCGAGAAUCUUCCGACCAAGGAAGCUCGAACCAGGAAGAGUCCAACCAAGCCCGUAAUCAGAGCGGCCCAGGACAGAAUUUCACGUCCAAUCAAGGUACAUCAAGCCGGGAUUCCGACGAAACCUCCAAUGAAGAAGAAGAAGCCGUAAUUACUAUAACUGAUCGCCAGAUUACCUUAUUCGGCGAAAUCCGCGACAUGUUCGAACGUAGUGCCGUAGAAAACGAGCCUAGGAUAAAUCUUGUCUUGAACUGUCCGAUUUGUUCGGAACGACUUCGAUUUACCCAUCCAACCAAUCCCGAGCGGUUCGUUAGGAUCACCAAUGGGACGGAAUGGCUUGACGUCCUCCCUUGUGGGCACAUGAUUGGCCUGCGGUCCAAAGUCGAAGCUUAA
Daldinia loculata is the source of this 690-nucleotide messenger RNA. RefSeq lists its product as uncharacterized. The transcript is spliced from 2 exons. The record is from RefSeq and is a predicted model, not a curated record. Lineage: Eukaryota; Fungi; Ascomycota; Sordariomycetes; Xylariales; Hypoxylaceae. The coding region runs from base 1 to 690 and encodes 229 amino acids.